Messenger RNA from Micromonas pusilla CCMP1545, 645 nucleotides. RefSeq lists its product as uncharacterized. The record is from RefSeq and is a predicted model, not a curated record. The transcript has a single exon. NCBI's taxonomy places the organism in Eukaryota, Viridiplantae, Chlorophyta, Mamiellophyceae, Mamiellales, Mamiellaceae. The coding region runs from base 1 to 645 and encodes 214 amino acids. Gene Ontology annotation, molecular function: calcium ion binding.
AUGCCGCUCCCGCCCGCGAUCCCGAAGCUGGACCUCUCGCGCGUGACCCCGCACGACUUCCACGCGCACGCGAUGACGCAGAUGGACUCGCCCUCGGAGGACGCACAUCACGCGCGGCUGUACCGCGAGCCGUCCGAGGAAUCGAACGCGUUCGAGGCGCGCGCGCGCGACGACGACGACGUCGUCUCCGUCUCCUCCUCCGAGGCGUCGAGCGGCUACGAGGAGCCGGUGAUGACGCGGUCGUCGUCGUCCACGCCGUCGCGCGCGCUCGUCCGCGCGCCGACGCCGCCGCCGCGCGAGACCGAGACGGCGUCGUCGUCAUCCCCCGCGGUCCGAGAUCUCGACCCCGAGUGCCUAGAGAUGUUCAAAACGCUGGACCGCGGCGGCGACGGCGCCGUGAACGUGCGCGAACUCAUCAUCGCCCUCAGGUUCUCGCCCGCGAUCGCCGCGAAGCUGAACCUCCCGACGCGCGUCCGGCAGGAGGACGGCACCCGCGACGCGAUCGAGGCGUUCUUCCGCGCCCUGGACGUGAACGACGACCGGUCGCUGUCUCUGGAGGAGUUCGCCGCGGCGUUCGCGUCUCAGGUGCGUCCUAUACACUGGUCCCCAUACGACCGCGUUCGCGUGGUGAACGCCGAUCCUUAA